AUCAUGCAGGCAUCCGUCCUCCCCUUUUUUUCCUGGUGCUGUGGUACGGUCCCAGCUUUUCUCUAUGGCGCAGCUUCACCUGGAUGCUACUAGAACAUCCCUCUGUGGGUGAGGGAGGGGUAUCUGCACGAGUCUUAACUGCGUUGUUUUGGGAUUACAUCACUAUAUCGUCACAGACUAUCCAGUCUGAGCAAGCAAGAAGAGCACUGUUUUUCACAACGGUCAGUCCAUAGACUUUGCAACUACAAUAUCAAGAAAGGAGACACUAGAGCCCCACUGACUGGUUGGCUUACAGAACAAGACAGCCAACUGCAGGAGGACAGACAGCCAUCAUGACACAGGGCAAGCUGUCACUUGCAAACAAGGCCACCAAUGGCUCCUCCAGUGGGCAGGCAUUAGUGGCACCAGCUCCUCCCAGCUAUGAGGAAGCCACUGCGGGCACCAGUGCUCCUUGCUACAAUGAUGUUGAGAUGCUCACAGAGUUCACCUGGGAUGAUCGCAACAUUAGGAGGGUCUUCAUCCGUAAGGUGUACGCCAUCUUGAUGAUCCAGCUUUUGGUCACUCUUGCUAUUGUGGCUCUUUUCACAUUCUGUGACCCUGUGAAGGACUACAUUCAAUCCAACCCUGGGUGGUACUGGGCCUCUUAUGCUGUGUUCUUUGUCACUUAUCUGACUCUGUCUUGCUGCUCUGCACCAAGGAGACAGUUUCCAUGGAAUCUGAUUCUGCUUGCCAUCUUUACCCUCUCCCUCUCCUACAUGACAGGGAUGUUGUCCAGCUUCUAUAACACUAAGUCAGUGGUGAUGUGUCUGGGCAUCACAGUAGCAGUUUGCCUCCUGGUCACAAUCUUCAGCUUCCAAACUAAGUUUGAUGUGACAUCAUACCAGGGCGUGCUCUUUGUCUUCUGCAUGGUCAUGUUCAUCUCUGGACUGGUGCUGGCACUCGUCCUUCCCUUUCAAUAUGUUCCGUGGUUGGAUGCUAUCUAUGCUGCCUUGGGAGCCAUUCUGUUCACCAUGUUUUUGGCCUUUGACACCCAGCUCCUCAUGGGGAACAAGCGGUACACCAUGAGUCCAGAGGAGUAUGUCUUUGCCACUCUCAACAUCUACCUAGAUAUCAUCUACAUCUUCUCCUUCUUCCUCCAAAUCUUCGGAACAAAACAAGAGUAAAAACCCUACCUUCCUGACCUACAGACAAGGGAUGCACCAGUAUGAAAAAUAUAAACAGACAUGUUAAGAGUCUUUUAAAUUUUGGUGAUUGUGUUGACAGUGCUUCCAAUUGAAACAGCUUUAUUUUUUGCCUGAUACUGACAAGGUCACAGAUACUUUGUGAAUCUCUUGUACAGAUACAAGUGUACAUAGACGUACAGUAUGUCAGUAUUCACACCCAAGAUGUCUGUAACCUCUCCCUCCUCUCCAGCAUGUUUGGGAACCCUUACCACGUUGUGGGGUUAGCUUAUUAGCUUUACUAGCCAGAAACAUUCAGUGAUCCGUGAUCUUACUUCAUUUAACAUAGAGAAAACAUUCUGUGAGUGUCUGUAUGGGUGUCAUAUAUCCAUGCUUGCAUUUGUAUCAAAAAUCUCCUGCAAACAAUAGAUGUCAGUGCUCUUUAGGGGGUAUUUGAUCAACAGUACAUCAUGCAUGACUCCUAAAAAAAAGCCCUUACUAUGCCAAGUACAGUCAUCCCAUCAUUGGACUGUUGCUGUGGGUGUUGAUAUAGUUACUGAAAGCGCAAACGUAACUUUAAAAAAGAAUUAAAGACUCUCCCUGUGUUUUCAGUUAUAUCCAAUGUCAUCUCAGUACUGUGAAUUACAAGAACUGAGGGUAGGUGACAUGUUUUUCUGUCUUUUGAAUGACAAUCUGAAAAUGUUAUUUAUUGGAUUUGGGAUGUUGCUACUCAUCUCUGCCUUGAUUUGUUACACACUGUACACUGUAUGGUCAAUAUGUUGAUUUCUGCUCCAUAUAACUAUGAGGCUGUCAUUCAAUGCAUUCACAUUGUUGCAGUGUUUAUUAUCGGUGUGUCAUUUGUCUAAUAUGUGCAUUUGAACCUCAAAUCUUUUGAAUGAAGAUUGUUUAGACUAUUUUUUUCAUGAAAAAAUAUUUAGUUUAAUUGUUGGCAUUAUAGUUUUUGGUCUUUUAUCAUUAGUUUGAGGUGGUGACACAUGCUAAAUAAAUAUAAACAUGACCGUGCCAUACUUGCAUGGAUUUGCUGUAACUUUUGAUAAGGCCUGCAUUUGUGGAGGGGCUUGAAUGCUAUAUUUCAUGACAUUUGAAGUUUAUUUUUUUAUGACAGAAAGAUAUAUUUCAGAAAGUGUGUGCUAAAUGAUAAAUGGUGAACUUAAAGAUUGAAACAAAUCUAUAAGUCUUAUAAAGUGGCCUUGGAUUACCUUUAUUUGAUUAUAUUGAUGCAGUAAUACAAAGAGCAUUUCACUGUAGUAUUGAUGUUACUGUAUUCAAUUAUUAAAGGGUGAAUGUGUAUGACUGCG
This is a messenger RNA of Lates calcarifer (barramundi perch), 2479 nucleotides long. Its product is annotated as protein lifeguard 2. Gene Ontology annotation, biological process: negative regulation of apoptotic signaling pathway. The record is from RefSeq and is a predicted model, not a curated record. Gene Ontology annotation, cellular component: membrane; Golgi apparatus; endoplasmic reticulum. Lineage: Eukaryota; Metazoa; Chordata; Actinopteri; Centropomidae. Bases 333 to 1163 code for a protein of 276 amino acids. The transcript is spliced from 12 exons.